Molecule: messenger RNA, 1381 nt
Organism: Juglans microcarpa x Juglans regia
Lineage: Eukaryota; Viridiplantae; Streptophyta; Magnoliopsida; Fagales; Juglandaceae
Product: mitochondrial succinate-fumarate transporter 1
Exons: 2
Coding region: 282-1220 (312 amino acids)
Biological process (GO): transmembrane transport; succinate transport; fumarate transport
Source: RefSeq, a predicted model, not a curated record
AACCGAUAGUCCAAGUUGGCGUGGACACCGUACAGUUUACAGCUCAGCAACCACAAUCUUGCCACGUGUGUCACAUGGGCCGCUUCUUUGCUUAAGAGAGCCAACCCCAUAGCCGAGAGGUUCCUGCCUCCUUUUCCGGGAGGAGUGGUCCAUUGGACAAGGAAGAAGACAAAACGCAGCUCUCUUUUCCUGCUUCUUUCUUCUCCGCCCCUCCCUUUCAAAACCCUAAAGAGUUUCAAUUUCUCAAAUCUCAACCCCUAAUCGAAGGCUAAUCCCAAACCAUGAAUAAGCAAGAUCAACCGCAGGGAACCCCCAUGAAAACGAUCCCACCUUACGUGAAAGCCUUAUCCGGCUCGCUCGGUGGAGUCGUGGAGGCUUCUUGUCUGCAGCCCAUUGACGUCAUCAAAACCAGGCUACAGCUCGACCGCUCUGGGACCUACAAGGGGAUUAUCCACUGCGGUACCACGAUUGUGCGCACCGAAGGUGUGCGGGCUCUCUGGAAGGGCUUGACCCCGUUCGCCACGCACCUGACCCUCAAGUAUGCGCUUCGGAUGGGCUCCAAUGCUGUGCUCCAGUCCGCGUUUAAGGACUCCGAGACGGGAAAGCUCAGCAACCGUGGGCGGCUACUCUCCGGGUUUGGUGCUGGGGUUCUUGAGGCUCUUGUUAUUGUUACGCCAUUUGAGGUGGUCAAAAUUAGAUUGCAGCAACAGAGAGGUUUGAGUCCCGAGCUUCUGAAGUAUAAGGGUCCUUUGCACUGUGCUCGCAUGAUCAUCCGAGAAGAAGGGUUCCUUGGGCUCUGGGCAGGUGCUGCUCCGACUGUCAUGCGAAAUGGGACUAACCAGGCUGCCAUGUUUACGGCCAAAAAUGCAUUUGAUGUACUCUUGUGGAAAAAACAUGAAGGUGAUGGGAAAGUCCUCCUACCAUGGCAGUCUAUGAUAUCGGGAUUUCUUGCGGGUACUGCAGGUCCUGUCUGCACCGGACCAUUUGAUGUUGUGAAAACAAGGCUGAUGGCCCAGAGCAAGGUUGGGGGUGGGGUGAAGUACAAAGGUAUGAUCCAUGCCAUCAGAACCAUAUAUGCAGAGGAAGGGCUUCGUGCGUUGUGGAAAGGACUUUUGCCCCGGCUCAUGAGGAUUCCUCCUGGCCAGGCUAUAAUGUGGACUGUGGCUGACCAAGUGAUUGGUUUUUAUGAGGGUAGAUAUAUCCGCAGAGCACAUUUGUAGUUAUCAUUCACGUUAUUUUGCUCGUACUAGUUUUCAAUUCCGUUGCAGGCAUGGAAUUUUGGAUAGUUGCUUUCGACAAAUUUUAGUUCUUACGGUCAACGCCAGUUUCAAACUUAAAUCAAUAAUUGGGGACGAGAGUGAACAAUCCCUCACUCCGGAAA